Molecule: messenger RNA, 3846 nt
Organism: Boeremia exigua
Lineage: Eukaryota; Fungi; Ascomycota; Dothideomycetes; Pleosporales; Didymellaceae
Product: ankyrin repeat-containing domain protein
Exons: 1
Coding region: 1-3846 (1281 amino acids)
Molecular function (GO): protein binding
Source: RefSeq, a predicted model, not a curated record
AUGGCUCAAGCUGAGAGAAGAGUCAGUCUUGGAGAGCUCAUCCGGCACGCAGGCAUCGCCCCGGCCAUUACCCGACAACCGUGCUUACCUGCUCCUUCUCACCCAAGUACUCUUUCAACCGACGCAGACCGUACGCAAGCUCGAGAGAUCCUAAUCAAGCGGCGGCAAAAGAACCCAGAGAGCAAAGAUGCCGUUUUGAAGCGUAUCUUCAAAGGUUCCAAGGAGAAGGAAAAAGCUCUGGACACCACCCAGUGGGAGUUCUCUCAGGACGAUUUGGAUCAGGCUUUGUCUGCCGUAAUUCGCAAUCCCGAUUCUAGUCCUGGACUUGUUCAGGCUUUCCUUAGCAUGGGUGCAAAAGUCAAUUUCAUCGAUGCGUCCGAAAAGAAAAGAACCAAGAGCAACACAGCCAAUGUCAGCCUUCGGCGUCGAAGCACAGUGUUACAACAGGCUGCGACUCUUCGCAGAGCAGAUGCUGUCAAUCUCCUGGCUAGCUCUGGUGCCGAUCAGACCACUCUAGACGAGGGGCUGAAGGCUGCUCUCACUGCACAGGAUCAGGUAUGCAUCGAAGAAUUGUUGCGGCACGGAGCGGAUCUGAAUAGAUUCCCCAACGCACUCGCCGGCGCCAUGCAAUCGAACGACACAAACUACGUUCAACUGCUACUGAAAGCGCCCAAAGCGCUUCGUCCUGAGGUCAUCGCAUCCUGCCUUCCUCUGGCAGUCCGGCAAAACUCCACUCAGAUUGCAUCUCUCCUCAUAGGCUACGGUGCUGACCCCAACUACGAUUCAGCCAAUGCCCUGAACACGGCGAUCGGUAAGGAAGAUUGGGAGAUGACUCUCACGCUGGUGUCUGGCCCGAGCACUCUCAGCCCGCAGAAUCUACAAAGACUGCUCGAUACCGUGAUGCGGUUGCGGACAUGCGCAGCAACUUUGCGCUUUUUACAGCUGCUGUUUUGCUGCGGUCUGCCUCCAGCCAGCAUUGGUCUCCCUGAUCUCUUGAUCUGUCGGGUACGAAAGAACGACACCGCCGGCUCGAAGAUGAUGAUCGAACAUGGCGUUCCCACUACAACAAAUGAAGCGGAGUGCCUGACACUGGCGAUAGAAAACGCGAAUUGGAUCCUGGUUGAUGCUAUCGUUGAUACCCCAAUCGACGCUCAACAUGCAUCGGCUGCGCUUGCUGCCCUGCCACAAGUUAUUCCUAUACCCGAUAGGUUGCAUAUGAUUCAACGCCUACUACACAAAGGUGCUGGAGGCCGUUCGCUUGAUCGGUGGCUCAACCUUGCAAUCAAAGAGCAUGAUGUGUCUCUGAUGGAGCUUCUUCUUAAGGCAGGAGCACAUGUUGACGCACAGGCUGUCUCUCUAGCUGUUACACAGGCUGACGAGUCGACAUUACUCCUGCUCUGUAGUCACAAGCCCACAACCGCCUCGACUUCAGAAUCCCUGCCCUUGGUGUUCGAUCCCCAGGGCCGAAGGCAUUCGAAGACACUGGCACUGUUAGACAUACUGCUCGCACAAGGUGUUGAGGACCUAUCUGCACUCCAGACGUUACAAAUCGCGAUUCAAGGUGGCCCGGAGAACACAGACAUUGUGCAGCGACUAGUCACAAUUGACUCACAACUUCUUGGUCCAGCUUUCGAAUACACUAUAGCACUUGAAGAUGCCGCCAAGAAGAUGCCACUCAUGGACACGCUGUUGAAGCUUGGCAUUCCUCAAGAAGCCCUUGACAAAGGGCUGACUGCCGAGACGAGACUUGCAGCAAAGAACAAAGACCUCAGCACCACCACAGUGCUCAUGAGGCGGGGAGCUUCUGUGAGUGGCGAUGCUUUGGGGAUUGCAGUAUCGUCUAGAAACCAAUCGCUAACGAACACCCUUCUUAGUGGGACGCGCCUGCCCUCACGAUCUGACUCUACGAGAGCUUUUCGUACACUAUUCCUCGAGCGAGCUUUACACGAUCAAACAGUCAGCACAGACAGCACUCUGGCCAUCGCUCAGCAGCUCCUGCAAUGCGGUGUUGAGCAGCCCGCUAUCGAUGCUGCUUUGCGAGCUACGCUUGACAUCACAAACGAUAUCUCGCGUAUGGGGGUUUUCCUCGACCUUCUGCUACGGCAUAAUGCAAAUGUGAAUAGUGCGGAUGGCGUCUGCUUUCUGCUUGCAGCUCAGAUGCACAAUCACUCCGUCUUCGAAAAGCUUUUACUUCAUCAACCCAAAUUUGGUUUUGUCAUCUCGGCGUUACUCAAUUCUAAAACUUCAGACCAAGCAGUGGUCACUCUAAUGAAGCUCUGUUUCAAGCAUGGGUGCAUGUCCGAGGGGAGAGACCUGGUCCCACUGGGAGACCGCAAGGUCUCAGUGCUCAUGCUGGCGAUGCAAAAUUAUCCUCGAAAUGCAAAGCUUCUCAAGCUAUUUCUCGAUCAGGGCUGGAACCCAGAAGUAACCAUUCGCGAUGUGAUUGAUCCAAAGAGUGGCGAAGAGACCAUUUCUGCUCUAUUGUGGAGUUUGCUACAACCUCAGAAACGUAUCUCGGAUCUUGUUGUACGCGAGCUUUUGGCUGCCGGCGCUUCCGUUACCCUAGCCUCUCCGGCAUCAGGCAUGACACCACUUUCAAUUGCCGCACGGGAAGGCCGGAAUGAUAUCGUUCAGGCGCUACUCGAGCGUGGAGCCGACCCCUCAGUCCGGGAUAGCUGGAAUCGAUCUGCACUAUUCUACGCUAGCAGUACUUCGGCUACAUCCACGACAGUCCAAAAAUUGGCAGCAAAGACCUUGAAGAACGAUGGCAGUCUUCAUGAGGCAUCACGCUGCUUACAGCUUGAUGCAGCAAAUAUCCUGAUAGAACAGGGCCAUAGUGUGAACUACCCGUCUCGUCUUCACCAAGGAAGAACACCCCUGGGCGAGCUGUGUCUUCAUGCAGAAGCAUCCAGUGGACAACAACGGUCUCGAGUGCGAAACUUGAUAAGACUCCUCCUCGAUAAUGGAGCAGAUCCGCUCUUCAGAGCUCGUAACGACAAAUCAGUUUUAAUACUCGCACUCGAUAAUGCCAACAGCUCUCUCCUCAUCACCGAAGCCCUUCUUGAGACCGAAGUCUGGGAGACCGUGAACAAUGAGAGGCACGUGUACGAAGCCUCUGGUCUCUCGUACUCACCCCUUUCGUAUGUGGAGCACAUCCCAGCGCCGCAUCGCACAUCUAGCAGAUCCGAAAUGAUCGAACUACUCCUCGACAAAGGCUGUCAGCCACGCUUCUACUCAUCCACCGCCGACCAGCCUUCUGGUGCCAUCGGCAUACCAGCUCCAAUCGCGCGUCUCGUCGAUCGGCAAAAAGAACACGCCCUCGCUCUGAAGCACGCAGAACACACACACGAACACACCCGUACGCUCGAAGAAACAACGCACCGCGACAUCCUUCGCCGCCAGCGCGAGCAGCAGGACGCCGAAUUCGCCUCGCAGACUGCCGCACAAGUGCACUGGCAGAAGCUUGAGCAGCAGAAACACGAUUUUGAGGUUCAGCGAGUGCAGGCCGCGGAGCGAAUGAAGAGGGCUGAGAAGGUGGCGUGGCACAAUCUGAUGAUGGAGCAAGAACGCGAUGCGGCAGCUACGCGGCAGAAGGCAGAGGAGAGGAAGGCUAGCGCGUCGUUAGCUCAUGAGACCAGAAUUGGAGAGCAGAGGAAAGGCGAGCUUGAGCAUAGAGCAGGUGUGGAGAGACGAAUGUUGAGGGAGAAAGAGGAGCUAUAUGAGAGGAAUGUUGCGAGGCAGAAGGAAGUGACAAAAAGGUUAGAUGAGAGUGCACAACUGCAUGCAAGAUUGAAGCAGGAAAGACCUGCGAUUGAGGGUUCAACACAAUGGGGAACGGUAGAUUGA